GAAAAAAUAACAGAUAUACAAUAUGUAUUCGUAUAACAAAUCUGCCGCAUCCCCUUCGACUAGUGGAGAAGUUCGCGAUGGUUACACAGAGUACCAACAGCAGCAAUAUACCAAGUAUUUAAAGCAAUUGCUGGAUGAAUUCCAACGACAGUGGUGUAAACCACCAAAAUCAAAAAUCGCCUUCAACGAUAUUGAACGAAUACGGACCUUAGGGACUGGCGCAUUCGGUAGAGUUAUAUUAGUUAGAAAUACAGCUACUAAUAAAUAUUACGCCAUGAAAGUUUUAGAAAAAGAGAAAGUCCUCAAGAUGAAGCAGGUGGACCAUACUCUGUACGAAAAGAGAAUACUCGAAGCGAUCAGAUUUCCCUUUACAGUUUCCAUGGAGAGCAGUUUUAAGGACAACAGUUACGUGUACUUCGUCAUGCCAUUUGUACCUGGCGGUGAAAUGUUUGUUCAUUUAAGAAAAAUGGGUAAGUUCGAAGAACCGACGGCAAAAUUUUACGCAUGUCAAGUAAUAUUGGCUUUAGAAUAUUUACACUUCUGCAAUCUAGUAUACCGAGACCUAAAGCCAGAAAAUAUAAUGAUUGAUAAAAAUGGUUACUUAAAAAUAACGGACUUUGGAUUCUGCAAAAUCGUAAACGGAAGAACGUGGACGCUGUGUGGCACUCCGGAGUAUCUAGCACCUGAACUUAUUUUGAGCAAAGGCUAUGCAUUUUCUGUCGACUGGUGGUCUUUUGGAGUUCUACUAUUUGAAAUGAAUGCAGGUUAUCCCCCAUUCUACGCAAACGAUCCAAUGAAAACCUAUGAAAAAAUUGUCGGUGGAAAAUAUAGAUGCCCAUCUAGUUUUACUUCAGAUUUAAGAGAUCUCGUGCGAAAUACACUGCAAGUAGAUAUAAGCAAACGAUUUGGUGUAAUGAAAAAUGGUGUUAUGGAUUUCAAAACCCACAGAUGGUUUAAGGGAAUAGAAUGGGAGGCCAUAUUAAACUGUCGAUGGCCUGCGCCCUUCAUACCAAAAUGUAAGCACCCUGGCGAUUCCACAAAUUUCGAACGCUACGAUGAGGAAGCGAUAGUGCCGGCCUCUUACUGCCGGUUCGAGUCCGAAUUUAGUGAAUUUUAAGAAAGCCAAAACGAAUUACUAAUAAAUUUGUCAUUUUCUAAAUUGUAAAUUUAUUUAUCAUAAACUGAUUACUUGCGUAGAA
Messenger RNA from Leptidea sinapis, 1199 nucleotides. RefSeq names its product cAMP-dependent protein kinase catalytic subunit 1-like. Gene Ontology annotation, cellular component: nucleus; cAMP-dependent protein kinase complex. Gene Ontology annotation, molecular function: cAMP-dependent protein kinase activity; ATP binding. The record is from RefSeq and is a predicted model, not a curated record. The transcript has a single exon. Bases 23 to 1117 code for a protein of 364 amino acids. Gene Ontology annotation, biological process: peptidyl-serine phosphorylation. Lineage: Eukaryota; Metazoa; Arthropoda; Insecta; Lepidoptera; Pieridae.